This is a messenger RNA of Tyto alba (common barn owl), 680 nucleotides long. RefSeq names its product inhibitor of DNA binding 1, HLH protein (gene ID1). The coding region runs from base 69 to 434 and encodes 121 amino acids. Gene Ontology annotation, cellular component: nucleus; cytoplasm. The record is from RefSeq and is a predicted model, not a curated record. Gene Ontology annotation, molecular function: protein dimerization activity; transcription regulator activity. The transcript has 2 exons. Gene Ontology annotation, biological process: negative regulation of transcription by RNA polymerase II; circadian regulation of gene expression; cell differentiation. NCBI's taxonomy places the organism in Eukaryota, Metazoa, Chordata, Aves, Strigiformes, Tytonidae.
GCGCGCUCGGCUGUCCGCCCGCAGGGUCCUGCCGCCGCCGGUCGCCGCCGCCGCCGCCGCCCCUCGCCAUGAAGGUCGCUGCCGCCGCCGCUUCUUCGCCGCUGCCCGCGGGCGCCGGCGGAGCGUUGAAGGCGGUGAGGCCCGGGGAGGCCGCUCGCUGCGGGCCGGGCCCGGGGGCGUCCCCGGGGGCGGCGGAGCAAGCGGCCGCCGCGCUGCUGUACGACAUGAAGGGCUGCUACUCGCGGCUGCGGGCGCUGGUCCCCACGCUGCCGCGGCACCGGCGGGUCUCCAAGGUGGAGUUGCUGCAGCACGUCAUCGACUACAUCUGGGACCUGCAGCUGGCUCUGCAGCGGGGGCCCCCCCGCCCCGCCGCCGCCGGGGACCCUCCCGAGGCUCCGUGCAUGCCCGCUGCCGACCGCAUCCUGUGCCGCUGAGACCGCACCGGACCCGCCACCGACCUCCCCGGGACCCCCGGCACACGGCUGGGGCCGGCGACCCCCUCCCCUGGGGGGGGGGGGGCUCCCCCCGCAGCCGGGGCGUGGGGUGCUGCCCGGCGGCCGCGGGACGUAUCCUUCUCAGAUUGCUGAGAGCAUUCCCCGUAUUGUAUAUUACAAUGAUGCUGGAGAAUAUUGUUCUACAAUAGCUGGAGUUUUGUUAUUAAACAAGCCCUGAUGACCAGG